GUCGCCCAGGCCGCCCAGAGCUAGGAUAAUUUGCUUUUGCUCCUGGGUUCAAGACACUGAUUCGAUGCAGAAAACUUGAUACAUGGUGUGCAAAACACGCUUCACCUGUGCAAUGUGGAAUGUUUCUGUGAUCAAGAGGAAAUAGACUGUUAAAAACGGUACCGGACUGUAAGCAUCGGAUCAUUCGCUACAGCCGCAGCGAUGUCGAAAGCUAAGAACAAACUGAACUUGACGAUAGCCCCGACUGCUUCUCCGGAUCCAGUAACUCCGUGAGUAAAUGGAUGUUUUCGGUGAUUUCUUUCUAAUUCCGAGCUCAAACGCACCUUGAAUUGUGUAAUUUCGCAUAGGCGCAUUGCUUGUUACUCACUACUACUUUCGUAUUUUAUUUCUUGUGCUCCAACAGAGAUGAUGCGGCAGGGAUCGGCUUGCAAAAGGUGGAAGAAAUACGAAAGAAAAUGGACGAGCUUGAACUGGACACCUUGCAACGUGAAAGGCUUGAGGCGUUUCUGGCCGAGAAGAGGAAAAUUGGAGAGCUGAACGCAGAGGAUUUCGAUAAAUUGGCUGAAUUGGGUGCUGGGAAUGGCGGCGUUGUGACCAAGGUCUUGCACAAGCCAAGUGGGCUUAUAAUGGCUCGAAAGGUGAGCUCGCAGACGAGAAUAUCUAGAACCCAAUUAAUCCCAGCCGAAUAAAUUUUCAGUAUCAUAAUAACACGAUCGUGUUUGCAUGUAAUUCUCCUGAUUUCAUUUCCCAGGGAUCGCUCAUAUCCUCUCUUAAAAGCGGUUCAAGGCAUUAUGUCGCUACUGUUCAGAGUUUAAUACGUGCGUACAACCUCCUGGAAUUUAUGUCUAUUUUUGUACAUUUUUUCAAAGAACGCAUGUUUCCUUUCAUCCAUAGCUCAUUCACCUGGAAAUCAAGCCGUCCAUACGCAACCAAAUCAUUAGAGAACUAAAGGUUUUACACGACUGCAACUCUCCGUACAUCGUGGGCUUUUACGGAGCGUUUUACAGCGAUGGAGAGAUCUCCAUUUGUAUGGAACACAUGGUAAGAUAUGGGGAAUGUUUCAAGUACUCUAGCAAAUGGAAUUUGCUUUUUGUUGCGUUCUACGCAGCAAAGCACUGAGCAGCUAUGCACGUUCUAGCAUUUAUUCAUCUGCUAAGAAACAAAACGCAAAUCGCAGAAUGGCAAUUGAUAUAUUAAUUAUUUACUGGUUUUGUAGCCCACGUCGCCAGUCCAAACGCCAUGCACACAACUUUGCAGGUUUUUAGCUCUGUUUUGCUACGAUCGCUUUUUUGUUAAUCUUAUUUAGCGAUGAUUUUUGAUUCGUGCAAGAUGAAAGUACGUCCACCCUGGAGAGCGUUUAGGGGAAGGGAUUUCGUGCUGUAGCGUUUACUUUCUCCUUGAGAUUGUGUUUGAAUUACUAACAUCAAUUUAUUGUCAGAGGUCGAUGGUUUGUACUGUGAGUUUCUUUGUGCAUAACUUUUCAUUUCCUGCAUAAAUGUAAAUUUUACGCGUUCAAUUCUUGCCCGGGACUCUUUCUGACUGCAGCAAAUCGUUUUGUAUUUAAUGUAUUUGAUCUUGGUAAAAUAUUCCAAGUUCGAUGGCAUUUUUUUUAAUGCAAUGUACUCCCUUCACAAAAGUAGCCAAAUUUAUUCCCCAGAGUAUUAAUAUAUGUUCGUUCUGACCAUUAAUAUUACCUCUGCAAACACAGUUUAAUAUUUUUCUGUUGUGUUAAUUAUUAGGUGGCCUUGGCUUACUCAGCCUCAAAUUCAUUUGUUGAAUUUAACCUUUUUUACAUAAAACAUAGGUUAAAUUAUGUUUAGCAUGUGCAUGAUGACUUAGCCAUUGAUUUUGAUCUUGAGUUCAAAGAGGGAUUUUUCAUCUCUGUACAAAGCUGCAUUUGAAAAUACUUUACAAGCUCCACACCUGCAAAGUGUAUAAUUUGCAUACCCAAGAUAAUGCUUUGUGUUUUUCACAUAACAAACCCAUAUUUUGGACACUUGAGAAGUUCUGAUUCGGCACAUUUUGCAAUGUAAAUUUACCUAGAUGCCUUGCAGAACAACAUGUAUAUUACCCACAUUGUUUUGUACUGCCUUGUAUACAUGUAAGUCAUAUCUUUCCAACCUUAAAAACUUAAAGUAAAAUUUUCUCUUUGAAACAUGCUCAAUAGAUCCAGCCAUAAUAUCUCAUGAAUUAAUUUUGUUAUGUUCAUCAUGCAUUUGUUUAGAGUUUUUGCUGUCAUUUUUUGCCUUAAAUUAUUUGGUAGACAGUUGGAACCAAUCAGUAAAUGUUUUGUUUUUUUCAGUGUUUACUUUGUAUCCUUGCCUCAUACAACCCAGUUAACAUUUUGGUUGCCAAAAUAUUUUUACUGAAUAGCCUUCUAACAGAAGUGACAUGCUGAUGUUUGUUAACUUAAGAUUAAUCUGCUUGAAAUUGUCAAAACAACUGACUGAUAACAAUGUUGAUUGUUAACCUUGAACACUGAUCAAACUAUCUUCUGACUCUGUGCCCUCCACUUUUGUCUGAGACCCUUUUCACACCAACAAUCAAAUUAGAGUUCGUCUGAAAAGAAAGCAAAGUUGGCAGUUUUUAUCUAAAAGGCUAUACCUGCUUAGGAAGUUUCUAACAGCAACAAUCUGUCAUAACAGUAUUUAUUUUAUACAUUUUCAUUUUUUGUGGCCUGCUGUCAAUUCAACAAUGCUGGUGCAAUUAUUUUUAGGGCCAGCUGUAGUCUGUCUUUAUGGAGCUUUUGCUUUUUCUUUUUAACUAACUAUUUCCUCUCGGGGGUGGGAGCGGGGGGAUUUGUUUCUUCAUUUACAGGGAAAUCAUUCUUCUUAAUGUUACAAUUAACUUAAAAGUUAAGUAAAUGUAAUCGUCUCUGUUCUCUAAAAAUACUGAACAAAUCUUUGUACAGAUGGCAAAAUACUGCAUUUUUGAGAGUCUUUUGAAAGAGCACUAAGGUUUAAUGAAGAGAGAAAACUUGAUAUAACAUUGAGAAGGCUUAUUCAGUGCUGGGUGCAAUUGAUGUCAAAUUUCAAAGUAAGAGUUUCUCCAUCCUUUUGAGUUGUUAGUUUUAUCACGCAUUUGAGCUGCUUAAAACUUACCAUUUUUACAAGUUGUUGAGUUGAAGUGGUUUUUUUGUUUUGUAAUAAAGGGUGUUGGAAUUUGAGAGCUGUUGUGCCAUGCAACAUCAAAAAAUGACCACUGAAAAUGCUCUCAUACAGUUACAACAAAAAGUUAUCUUUUGAGUCGUUGAAACCUUUUUGAGCUAUUUUGAAAAAAUAGCUCAUAUGUCAGUGGUGUGAGCGUAUGUAUCUUUGUGGCUUUGUAUCUUUGUGGCUUUGUAUGUUGGGAUGUUUGUUGCAAGAGCCAAUAAGGUUGAAGGUACUAUGAGUUGAUGCUUAGGAACCAAUGAGAUCUUGGCAUCUAUUUAAACAUGGCAUUGGUAAAGGUCGAACAAGGGCACUUUGAGACCGCCAUCUUGAUCCUUCACAAUUUUUUUGUCUUUUAUUACGGGUACAGGUGUUUGGAAGCAUUAUACAAAAUAUCUUCAUGAUUCAAACGCUGUGAACAGUGAUACAGCUGUUUAAGGGUUCAUAUUUAAGUGUGGAUGCUGCUUCGAGACAUUUCUGACCUAAUUUGGCUAUCGGUACAACGCACGUCAGUAUGAGUUCUGUUUCACCUGCUACAACGGGGUAGAGUAUAAAAGAUUAUAUAUUUUCAAAUCUCUUCCAAUGAAGCAAUAAUUGAUAUUUAGAUAUAGACUUUAAUUCGAAAGUAUGCGCCCUAUAAAAUGUGGUUUUAGAAGUUUAAAAGGCAGCUUAUUUUUUUGAAAGCUGUAUCGAGUAUUGUUAAUCCUGUAAACAAGCUUUAAAAAUGUUAUUCUCUCACUUACAAAGUUCAACCGACCUUUUUCGUUCUAUUUAGUAAAGAUGCAUAACUUAAGUAGAAACAGUAGCGUUAGGGAAUAAAAUUGGAAGAAGCUAGUUGACACAAUAAUUAGAUACUGUUAUAUUGAGUGGAGUAACAUGAUAUAAGUAGAAAUAUAUUUCGGCAGUUUGAUAAUUUUCUUGGAAGCUAAUAAAUGUUAGGCUAUCAACCUUGACGUUGCAUGAAACAUAAUUUAAUUGCAGAUGUUGUAAUAAAGCCGAGGUGAUUUCUUAAAAUCGUUGGAGAAAAUUUUGUAGUAAAACAAUUUGCCUCUUUUAUACGUACGAAUUGUGAAAGGGCCAAAGACCAACAUCUUCACAUGCAAAUUGUGUGCAUGAGUUAUUUUUUGAUUACUGUGUGAUAACUCGAAUUCCCUCACGUACGAACCACGAAAUGGGGGAAAGUCCAACACUUUCACGUGUCAGCUGCGUGACUGUACAUCUCAUGCAGAUUGGCUUUUCAUAAUAAUAAUAGUAACUUGGACGUAUGAAGACCUGUUUCGUUUUGUAACCAAUGCCUUAAAAAAGGCUCUUGUCUUUUAAGAAGCAAUGGCUUUUAAAACAUGACGAAAUAAGUUGUCGGAGUUAAAGACUGUUUCGCAAAUGUUAAUAAAUGUUAGGUUAUCAACUUUGACGUUGCAUGAAACAUAAUUUAAUUGCAGAUGUUAUAAUGAAGCCGAGGUGAUUUCUUAAAAUCGUUUGAGAAAAUCUUGUAGUAAACAAUCUGCCUUUUUUUCCGUACGAAUUGUAAAAGGGCGAAAGACCAACAUCUUCACGUGCAAAUUGUGUGCGUGAGUAAUUUUUAUAAUUCUGUUUACUAGUUUACUGUGUGAUAACUCGAAUUCCCUCACGUACGAACGACGAAAGGGGGCAAAGUCCAACACUUUCACGUGCCAGCUGUGUGACUGUACAUCUCAUGCAGAUUGGCUUUUUACAAUGAUAAAUAGUAACUUGGACGUAUGAAGACCUGUUUCGUUUUGUAACCAAUGCCUUAAAAAGGCUCUUGUCUUUUGAGAAGCAAUAGCUUUUAAAACAUGAAGAAAUAAGUUGUCGAAGUUAAAGACUGUUUCACUGAGUAGAAUCACACCUGAAAACCUCGUGAAUUAUGAUGAUGCAACCAUCUACCACAAUGAUAAAAAUCCUGGCAUUUCGUAACUAUUCAGUAUUCGAUGAGUCACAUUUUGGCUUAAGAAACUCUGAGGAAACCUUAGAGUUUUCCUGCUGAUCAACGUUUGGUGAGUAGAAAUUUGUUUCACUUUAACGAUUUGUUUAACUUGCACCAGAUGUAACAGGGAAAGACAGAGGAAAGUGAAUAUAUAGCUUGAGGAUUGACUCAGCUGAGCGUUUCGCGUUUUCAUUUAUGUACCGCAAUACGCAAUUUCGCACAAAAACCCAAUCUACAUUUAGGAUGAAAGAGGUAGAUUCAUCACUCUUGGUAAGGUUACACCGAAGCAUUAAAGUUACACUGAAGCAUUCAAAAUAGCUCAUGCACGUUUAACGUGCCUAUGUUUCAAUGGUCCCUGUGCUAGCAUAAGUAUUAAUUGCAGUGUUAAUGAACUCUCAGGUUCUGAGUAAUUGCUCUUUUAGCAAGAUUGGAUCACAUGUUUCUUGUUGCCAUUUUGGUACUGUCCCUCUGAGGAAAACCAAAAUGGCAUCUCCAUGCCUACUGUAAAAACUCGUGUAUAAGCCGCACCUUUUUGCCGAAAUUUUGAGUCAAAAAUCACGGGUGCGGCUUAUACACGAGACCAUUGCUCUCAAAGGGAGUAAACUGGCUUGUAGGGGUCACAAAUUGAACUGAAAACCUUCAGUAAAUAAAGAUUAAACAUAUUGAAACCUGUCGUUGAUCAUUGCUUUCAGUAGAAGUGGUGGCUCCUAAAGGAGCCGUUUGUUUGCAUCUUCAGGUUCUAUACCUGAAUCUUGCUCGCCAGUAGUUCUUUUAAGCGUUUCAUCUGCGCUUUGUUUGAGCAGUUAAACUCUAACUGGCAUGGAAUCUCCAUUCCUCCGCACAGCUGCUUACAGUGUCGUCUGCGACCGAUCACUUCAACGCUGAUUUCCCCACUACGUGCAAGAAAAUACCACGUUAUUCGAGAGAAUUCGCGAGGCAAAUGGCCGACCGUUUCGUCGUCCUUCACUACUUUCACGGCGUGUUUGUCCAUUGGGUUGUUAAACUCUCGUUUAGCAACAAGCUUUUCCCCGAUCGAUGGUUUCCAUAGGUCAAAUAAACGCGUGGUUACUAAGCAAUCGUUUUGUAGCAUUCUCCAGCGCUUUAUUUUCGUUCCAUCGUUCCAUUUUCAUUUCAACUGUGGGCUUUAGCAAUGAAGAGAACUGUUGUCUUUCGCAGGAAAUGGGGAAAUUGAUUAAAGAGAACCUUUUAAAAGGUAUUUUCAGAGUUGAUUAACUUAUUUAAAAUGUCACUGCAAAUACACAACAUUAAAUUUCCUCAAGUUUAUUUGUGAACAUUUUGAUGCACAAACAAACGAUCACCUUUUUUACAAAAGCGCAUUUUUGGUUUGUUUGUUUUUUUCAAAAUCAUGCUUGAAAGUUGGGGGUGCGGCUUAUACACGAGUGCGGCUUAUACACGAGUUUUUAUGGUAGUUGCUAUUUUUCAGCAAAAUUUUUCUUCAAAAUACCCUUUGUAUGACUGGUUGUGUGUAAGUCUUGUAUUAUCUCUGGUUCUCAACUUGAUUUAUAUGAAGAUUUCAAUUUUUAUUUUAGAGGGCAUGAAAUAAAAUACCAGCUAUAAGAUCUAUUUUGCGCUUAGCUGUCUCUUCUAAACAUCAAUCAGAAAUGUAUUACAAUAAUAUUACAAAAACCUGGGAGCUCCAGCUGGAUGCUAAGUUCUUUCAGAUGACAAAGGGCUUAUGGUCAAAAAUAAUGGAAGACAAUAAUUUAUUCAAAAACAUUGUUCAAAGAAAUUAUGUUCAUUUGUCAUAUUUUUCAGUAAUUUAUAGCCACUCAUAAGAAAAAAAAGGCAUAUUUCACAUGGUAAAUGUAAUACCCUAUCCAACUCGCUGUCUUUUAUAAGAGGGCAGAGUUCUCCUUAGGUACUUAAGGCUAGGCGGACCACCUGGCUUAAUUCACUGGAAAACUGUUGCUGCCUGAAAACCAAAGAUUUAACCAAACGGAAGCUUAUGUAGACAUUCAGAGCUAGGUAUUUUAAAGACGAAAUCACGCAGUGGAGGAAAUGAACCAUUGUCUGGUGUAUUUAUUUGUUUUUUGUUGUUGUUGUUGUAAUUGUUGUUGUUGUUGUUGUUAUCACAAGGUAUUGAUCAUAGAAGUGGUUUACCGUUGGAUGAAUAUGUUUAAACCUGUGAUGCAUUCACUUUGUUUAACAGCCGCCAUCUUGAAUUAUAUUUCCAAAAACACAAUGGCCCUUCAAGGAGCUUUAAACAUACUAGACUACUAGAGGAAAUUCCUUCGCUUGCAGUCAACCCAAGAUGUGUGGAACAAAAAUGAAAAGCUUGUCAAAGCAAAUUGAGUUCUUUUUUUACAGCUUAAACUAAGUUCCUAAGUCAGAAAAUUUUUAUUCAGGCUACAGCAGGCGUCGUCCAAACACCGUUGAAAUUCACAGUCAAAAUACCCCUUAGCCUUCCCAGAAUCCUAGAGAGAACACUGAAGGAUUAAACUUAGCAUUGAUAAUAGAAGUAGUAUGUCUUUGAUUUUAUCUAGACUACAAGUAGUCCCCAUUUUUCCUCAGGGAUCUCAUGUCGCCUUUUCUUGCAUGGGUUGAUUUUCAUGCACGCUCACGUUUUGCUCACUGUACCAUCCCUGAGGAAAAAUGGGGACUACUCGUAAUCUAGAUAUUAUCUGUCUCUUUCUUUGAGUACUUCUCAUCAUUAUACCACCUCUUAUCUUGUACAGUGCAGUGAAACCCUAUCCUGAAUAUCCAUUGCUGCUUUCUAGAGGGCAGUAGUAAAACAUGUGACAAUUGUAUAAGAAAUAUACAGAGGAAAAUAAUUGUUUUUGCUUGUCAAAGCUUUUCGCCUUGUGGCAUUCUUCCUCCAGGACAUGCUCUGAGUGGAAAAGAUUGAACAGGCCAAGCCCCCUGAGGCCCAGUUGAAACGUCGAUCUUUCCGUGUACCGAACCUAUUCCCUUCAAUUAAUAAUACAUGAAAAGGUUGAGGUUUGAACCAAACCUAAUUCAUGAAUUACUGUAAUUUCUUUUAACUGGAAAGCAUUGUAGAUCGAUCAUUGCCCAUUGUGAAAAUAAAUAGGCCACUUCAGAGUUCUAAAAGCCCUCACUUUCAAAAUGAGGCCAAGUGCACAACCUUUCUUGUGAAAAUGAGUUUUAUUUAUUUUAGAAUGAAAAAUCAUUUCCAUAUGAAAGGCUGAGCACUUAACCUUGUUUUGAUACAGAGGCCCGGGGACACAUUUGAAACAACUGUCGAGCUUACAUCAUUUGGGUCUACCCUAAUAGACAUGAAGUUCGCUACAUCAAAAGUUCAACAUUUGAACUGGACCUGAGUGCUCUGAACCUGCGAAAUCUGGCUAGGGUGUCCACUAUACAAGUGUUAGGUGCCAGAGUUCAUCGGCACUGCUAGAGAACAAUCCUGUUUCUUCUCUUGCAAGGUCACUUAAGCUGCCUUAAGUUAAUAUUCUGCAGAACAUUGCUCAUUGAAGGGUUUGUAGUAAAAUAUUAUUCAUUUUUAAAUGUUUAGGAUGGUGGCUCCCUGGAUCAGAUUCUUAAGAAGGCUGAUCAACUACCUGAGGACAUUUUGGGAAAAAUAACAGUUGCUGUAAGUGCUAAUUUUCAACAGAUUGAGCAAGCAUUAUCUGAAUGUGAUGAGUAAUUUUCUGUUUGCAUGAUGGGCAUUCUUGAUUGUUAUGCUUUCCUCUCUGUGAUACCUUUCCCAAGGACUCUUCGAGUAGUACAUGCUGGCUUACAGCUUGCCUGAAUGGGAAUCUGUAAAACUAACUUUCUUUUCACCCUGGGCUAGGCAGAUGGGCUACAACCAUCAAGUUACCAUUUUGAUUGGUGCUGAGCUCAAAUGGUCAUCUCUUUUUAGUUUUCUCUGUCAAGAUAUAUAAUUUCGAGAUUGGCAAUUCCUUGUGGAACAGCUAUUCAGGAAGAAUGAAGUGGCUCGAAAGUCUUAAGAUAAGAGUUUGUGGGGUUGAUUAUUUCAAAUCAUAAUAUAUUUAAUAUAUUUUUUUUUAUUGUUGAUAUACUUUUGAUUAAAUUUUAUUUUCAUUUAAUAGGUUCUGAAAGGCUUGAGUUAUCUCAGAGAUAACCACAAAAUAAUUCAUAGAGGUAUAGAUACAUUCUUAAGGUUGAUUAACAUAUAAACAUAAACAUUUACAUUAUAUCUUGUAAUUUUAUUAUUAAUUAAUCCAGUCUCUUCAGUGGCAUCUAAUUCACUGGUUUAGAUUGUCUUGGGUAAGAUGUGUAUUGCAUGCUUUUCUAUUAUUUUGAAUUGUUCUGCUUUAUUUACAUUAAGGGCCAGAUGCCGGUUAUUUUCCCAAGCUAUUAUGAACAUGACGCCGCCUACUUUUGUAGGAAAAUUGAAGAAAAAUAGAGCCAAACAUAUUCCCUUCUAGCUGUUUGAUUCCCCACCUAUUUGUAUCAUAUACCCAGCAACUGAAUUUAGCUGACAUAACUUUUAAGUGAAAUAAUUUGCAAAGCUGAAAAAUGAAGUAUGGUGCUUUAUAAGCUUAAUACUCGAUGCGUGCUGUGCUAGUAGUCAGGUCCCAUUUUCAGAAUAUUUAGAGCUGUGUGGUGUUUUUGGAAUUACAAUAAUUAUUUCACAUCUGAUUAUGAAGUAAGCAAAACCUGUGUAGGUUGGCAGUGAAAGCAUAAAUGUCAAAAUACAAGCAAAAUGGACAACUCUACUUGUGUCUACCUUGAUAAAACUCCCUCACUACAUAGCCACUCACAAGGAUCACUGAAUUCCAACAGAACGGGCUGGCUCUAGUUAUGAACACUUUUUCCUGCUCCUCAAGGUCCUCUUCUUGACCAUUUGACACCUGAAUUUUGAGAGUCUAACAAUCCAUUGUCAUCUUACUCAUAAUUUUAUGGAAUCUGAUAGUUCAUGAUGUAUUAUGCUUGAUUUAUUAUAUGUUUUGGCCUCAACUGCACCAUAAAUUCAUUUCCACCAACAGAGUUUUGUAUUUCCUUUUUUGUACAGUGCAUGAAAGGGAUUUUUACAAUGUUUGUUUGUUGUGUUUGGCAAAAGCUUCUAUAAAUUAAAUUUUAUUAUAUGCGAAUUGUGGCAUCUUGAUUUUUUUAACAGAUGUAAAGCCAUCAAACAUUCUAGUAAACUCCCGUGGAGAGAUCAAGCUGUGUGACUUUGGAGUCAGUGGACAGCUAAUUGAUUCCAUGGCAAACUCUUUUGUUGGUACAAGAUCGUACAUGUCGGUAAGAUUACUCGUUACUGGUAACUUAUAAGUAGCAGUUCUGAAACCAAGAUGUAAGGGAAUAAUUUUAUUAUUUAUUCUGAAAAACAGGUCAUGCCUUGAUUCCUUCCUCUCUGAAACCUUGUUCAAUGCUUAUUUAAGGGGAGUGCUAAUCCAGGCCAGAGGCAGCAUGGCCGAACAGUUAAAGCACCACACUUGUAAUUCGGUGGCCCCCAGUUCAAGUUCUGCCCUGACCUUCUAGCUCGAUUUGUACUCGGUAAUCCAGAGUUCAAAUCCUUGGCCACGCUUGUAUAAUAGCCAGCUGGUUUGCCCCCAGCCAGUUGGGAUUUUUAACCAUGUCAAUGUAUGUUCCACUUAAAUGUAAAUUAACUGUUUCAUCAUCCCUAAAGAGCCACAUAAGGGGAGAGGAUAAUUAAAGUAUUCAAGGUUUUUAAGGUGAAAUGUUAAAGGAGAAUAUUUUGAAAAAGGCUCCACGUCUGAAUAAAAACCAGUCACAUGUUACUGAGUAUUAUUAUUAUUACAGUUGAAGCUCUCGUGAACGGCCACCUCAGAAAUUCAAAGAAUUGGUCGUAACUCAAGCUGGUCGCUCACAAGAUUGAGCACUCGUAAAGUGACCACACAGUAAAACAAUAGAGGGUGGUCGCUUAUGAAAGCUUCAGAAGCUCAUUAAUAAUUUAUAAAGAAAAAACAAGGCGUGCUAAGUGGUUGCUAUGGAAAUGACCUGGAACUUUUACAAAUACAAUACUGCACUGUAUAAGAUCUUUAUCAACUAACCAUUAGUCCAGUGUGCAGUUUCAUUAAAGUGUUUAUUUAUAUGAACUAGACUCUGAGUGGUUGCUUAUGAGAGCUUAAAAACAAAGGAAAAAGCCAGUUGGGAAAUCCCAAUAGUUGUUAUGGUCGCUUUCAGGAGCAAUUGCUUACAACAGUUUUUCAUCACAAAGUUUUGAUGGGGUUUCACAAAGGUGGUCGUAACUAGAGCUGGUCACUUACGAGAGUGCUUGCAAGGAGCGCUUCUACUAUAUUAUUAUUAUUAUUAUUAUUAUUAUUAUUAUUAUUAUUAUUAUUAUUACUAUUAUUAUUAUUAGAUAAAAUUAUUCUUUCCUGGGUAAGAGCUUAAGUGUCUUUUGCCAUCAUAUGCACUGAGAUACUGUGCUUGAGAGGCUCAAGAUACAGAAGACGACAGCCAGACUUUGUUAACUCAGAUUUACAGAUGGAAAACAUUAGAGCCUGCCCAAAUUAAUAUUUUUUUAGAAACAUUUAAAGAUUGUUUUUAAUUUUAGAGGCUAAUAAGCAUAAUGGAUGGUUUUGUCAUGUGCAUGUUUUACAAUGAAUUUAUAUACAUAUAUUUUUCAACUGUCUCCUAUGCUUUUAGUUUGAGAAUUUCAUGUAUGUAUAUGACGAGGAACUAUAAUUACCCUACUGCAGUUUUUUUUCUUUUGUGUAUAGGUUUUUACAAGAUUUGAUAUUUAAGAUGUUGAUUGCGAUUAGAUACUCCUCAAAGUAAAUGCAGUUAACUCAGUUGAGAUGCAUAAUCAUGUUAACAGCAUAAUUUUCCCUAUUUUUCAGCCUGAAAGACUUCAGGGGGCAAAUUACUCAGUUUUGUCAGACAUCUGGAGCUUUGGGUUAUCAUUAGUUGAAAUGGCAAUUGGGAGAUAUCCAAUUCCACCACCAGAAGAAAAUGAAAUUGAAAAAAAUUCAAAUUAUCAAUCACACAUCCUCAGACUUGCCCCUGGAGCAAGACCACCGGGUGGAGUUAAUAAUGAUACCACAAAACCAAUGGCAAUAUUUGAGCUCCUGGACUACAUUGUGAAUGAGGUAAAUACAUUUAUCUAUGUUGUUGAGCGACUGUCUUGUCAUGUUUCAUACAGAUUUUUGAAUUCUUGAAAAAGUCUUGAAAUUUGCAACACAGUUUUCCAGACCUGGAAAAGUAGAGGUUAAUUCUGGAAAAAUGGUAAAAAGUCUAGAGUUUUUUCUUUUCAAAGCUACAACAAGUACUUAAUAAGUGAAUUUUUUUCCGUGGUCAAAUCCCUUUCAAUCUUGCCUGUAGCCAAGACAUUUAAUCACAGAUGGGAAGUUUCUUUAACUCUUAUAUGUCCGCUUGUACCGUAAUAACUGACGUUUGAAGUGCAUCUUGAAAAAAGGUCGAUCCCUGCGUUUUUCAAGGUCUUUAGUGACCACGUAUUUGGUAACCUUGAGUCUGGAAAAUAAACUAUUGUUUUGGAAAAAGUCUGGAAAAAGUCUUGAAUUCUGUACAAGCCUUAGUUGUGUACCAGGCAACUGAUAGCCAACUACUACAUUAUUUAUUUCAUUAGCUUGUAGGCAGUAAUUAUUUUUAUAUGAGUGAGCUGCAGAUGACAUGUAACAUACCAGGACUAAGGAGGGGAGGCAGUGUUUCAAGUGGUAGGGAUGAUCAAUAAAUUGGGGGCAGAAAUCAAAAUCCCCCACAAUUAAUCAAUUUCCAAAUUUCCGAGCCAUAAGAGUUCACUCACUUCUAGUAAAACAGCUAAUGGGAAUUCCUGUGAUGAUAAAGCUGAGCAACUAUGUUGGAUUAAAAAAAGAGUAUUUAAAGCUUUUUCCUAUAAACCUUGGGUCACUUCACAGAGUAUUGCUUAACCAUUUUUAUGGAACACGUGCAAUGUAAAAUGUCGUAAUAAUUAGAGCAAUUUUUGUUUGACCUCAAAAUAAAAAUGCGCAAACAAAACAGAGACGACAAUCAAAUGGAAAUAGAGUGAUUGGUUUAUCGAACGGAUACAAACGCGCAUGGCUUUUGGUUGGUAUAAAGCGAAUGCUUGGGUGAAAAAACUUCAUGCCUGAGAACUUUCUAGAUAUCAAUCGAUACUUCACCUUGAUAUCAUACUGCAACACGAUUGGCCAAUCAAACAGUGUCCUCUCCAUAUUAGGGUUUUCUUUGGCAGGAAAACAAAGAGUCCAUGUUUUGGUCUUUUCAUCCAUUGGCUGAUGAAACAAAUAACGAACACUUACUGGAACCAUUUUUCAAGGUCAUACCAAAAGCGCUUUAAUUAUUAGAACAACCACUAAACAAGUUUGGUUGGACCUUACUGGCAGAGCUACACAGCCAGCAUAUGUGGGUACCACCACAAAUCAUCCGAUUGCUUUGAAUGCCCCCAGAAAUCCUUUCUUCACUCACAAAUAAGGACUUACCAAAUUCUUUUACCCCCCAAGAAUCUUUCAAUCACCCUUGUCACUUGAAAUCUGGAGUACUUUCCAGUUCCUGGGUUGUCUUCCGGCAGUUGAAUCACUUCUUAACAGUUUCUGUCUUCUCUUUUGUAGCCUCCUCCCAAGCUGCCAACUGGUCUUUUUACAGAUGAAUUUUGUGAGUUUGUGAACAAAUGGUAGGUGUCCUUUCAAAUCCAGUAUUUUGAUCAUUGUGGCAUUUAACCCUUUAAGCCCUAAGAGUGAUGAGCGUCAAAUUUUUCUGAGUAAUAUCACAGCUUAACAAAACAGAGUGGUUAUGAGAAUUAAGGACAUGAUCACACAAGAUGAAUCUAAUUGAUACUUCAACAAAUUCUCCCCACUUCUUAUAUUGAAAACAUGUAGGGAUAACAAAUGAGAAUUUGAAUUUUGAUGUUAGGGUUUAAGGGUUAAGGUCAGGAGCUCAAGAUAUUACUAAAGAUGUAAAUUUUUAUUGCUUAAAAUGUUAUGCACCAAAAAUAAAAACAUUUUUUAUUGUUCAAAAGAUAGACGUAAUACAAAAAUAUUCAGCCAGUUUCCCAAAAUUCAAAAUGAAAAACUUUUUGUUUGUCCUUUUUUAUCACCUAAAAGGUUUAACUUAACUUUGCUUAAAUUGUUCAUGUCAUAAGCUCUGUCAGUCGGUACAAACUGUAUGUGUGAAUGGUUAAGUUAUUUUUCUCGAAAUUCUUUCGAGUGAUGAAUAUUAAAAAAUGCUUGUUUCUCAAAACUCCGGACUUAAAAGUUGAUCAUGCAUCUUGAAACUUAAUUUUUUCGCAUCAUGAAUCAAGUUUUGAGGAUCUGCUUCUUGCUGUAUACUUGCAACAAAGGAGAUAUACUAUUGAUAAGGUCAUCCCGGUAAACUAUUUAAAACUACAGGUUGAGGUAAAAACAAAAACCCUCACAGUGAUUUUGUUACCUCUGCAUGUUGCAUCCCUGACGUAUCAAAAUCCCCAAAGACGCAAAAUAAUUCAUGGCAUGCGUCCCAUAGGAUGUAAAGAAUUUGGUAGAAUAUCCUGCUCAUUUGAAUUCUGUAGCUGUUGUUUAAAGAUGCAUAUUUAUUUUAGUCUUUUUCGUGCUUUAAAUAAAUAGAAGGACUAUAUUUUAAUUUCAGUAAACCAUAAUAAAGAGUUUUGGUCUCUGUCUCCAGAUUAACUGUCUAUAAGUUACAUAAAGACCCGAGCAUUUUCAAUUUAAGACUCCUUGUUUUCUUUGAACUAGGAGUCACUGGAUUUGGACAGGGACUCAUGAUUUUUCACAAGAAAAAUUUUUUCACCAUAACUGUUUGUAAGAACAUCACUGCCCUUGCACCCUGCUAGUAUUUAUGUCCUAAUAAAUUUAAAGUUUACUGAUCAAUGGGCUCCUAGAAAUGUGGUGCGGGCUCCUAACUUUUUAUUUUAGGAACGUAGAGGGCUCCUAAAAAAUUUCUUAGGCAGCAGCCUUGCUUCUGACUGUUUACUUUCAUGAGGCAUCACAACAGCUUAACAACUUUAUUACACCAAUUUUUGGUUCGAAAGGUUCUUCAUUUUGCAAUAGAGGACACUUAAACAAAGCUGUGCUCUAAGGAAAAUUGAAUGGAGCCUGGUGCUCUGAAACUGUAAAAUCCAGGGUGCCCAGCACAUGAUUUGUAUGAAACAAUGAAGAUUUUCUAGUCGUCUGAGAGCAAAAGUUAGGCGUCACAGGUCACCAGGCGCUGCUAGAGCACAGCCCUGCUUGAAUUUACAAUCUUUUGCUUGAUGCAGCAUUUAGGUGGCAGCAGUGAAGGCCCUCAUGUAGGUUAAAAAUGUUACCGAUUUUUUAAGAUUUUGCUUUCCUUGUCUCAGAAUAAAUAAAAUUAUUACUUUCAUCCUUAUAAGUUCCCUAAUGAGGGGGCAAGUGCUCUCACCACUGCGGCACUCUUCCUCCCAAAAAAUAAACUUAUUUUUCUCUUUCAGUCUUGUAAAGAAUCCGUCAGAGAGAGCAGACCUAAAGUCUCUAAUGGUAGGUUUUGUUUGCUUCACUGCUUAAAUUCUCAGUGUUCAGCAUUGUCUUGCUAAAUAAAUUUUUUUUACGUGCGGUGGAUCUGUCCAUUUUAGCCGACAAAUAUUCGGCAGAUUCCUCAGUGUGAAAAUAACAUUAACAUUAACCCAUUUGCCCUUGAAAAUUUUGUUGAAGUUAGUCGAGCGGUUUUCUAGUCACUGUCUUGCUACAAAGAGCUAAACCUUUCACAAAGCCGUUUACAGGUGGUACACUUCGCGGCCUUCUGAUCCAGAUGCAGAAUUAUUAUUGGCUUGCAAAGUUUGGACAUGCACGGAAUUAAGCAAACUUUCGUCUUUUUCUUUUCCCUUUCUCUCCUUCCCUGUUCUUUCCCUUUUGUUGCCUUGUUUGUUUUUUUCUUUUGCUGAACAUUUAGUAGGUUUCACUGAAUCGUGUUUAUUCUGGUAUGGUUUGAAAGAUCUCCACACGAUUUAGCAGAUAAAGUUGUCCUUGACCGUUAAAACUAAUGAUGUCACAAAUGAUAGAAAGGAUAUGGAUCUGCACAGGCGGUUAUGGGCGGUUCAGGGGCGAAUGGGUUAAUAGUAAUUUUUAAGUUUAUAUAGUCUCCAUCCAUAUCAAAGUCCAUUAUCAGUCAUCAAAAUGAGGUAUCCCUUUGUUUCCGCAGAAUCAUCCAUUUGUGAGAAAAGCAGAGGCGACACAAGUAGACUUUGCAGGCUGGGUGUGUAAUGUGGCUGGUCUAUAGCAAGCCUCAAGAAUUGGGUGAAAAGGAACAAUACUGUUAGAGAACAGGUUACCCUUACCCUUAUUUAACUUGUGUCACAGGAAUGAGAAAAGUUACAAGAAGAGAGGAGAGCAUAAGCUAUGGAAUUUAUCUAAAUAUGGUGUGUUUUGGAUUGCAGUAUAAAGAGAGUUCAGUGCAUAGAUUGGAAGCAUUUUAUUCUUCACAUGGUGUAUGUCGCAAUGUUUAGAGGAUGCGCAUUGACAUAUUUAACAGGUCAUUCGAGGCCCUUCUGGCCUGCAGCAUGUUUAUGGCUGGUUUCCAAUGUAACUUAACUGUUUACAGGCAGUUUCUCUGGAAUGGUUGAGAGCAGGCAUCAGUGAGAAACAAAACCACAUCAGGUGGUGCCAGGUGCUUAAUCACACUUCUGUCAGUUUGUUGCAUGCUGAUGCCAGUCAAACUUAAGUUGUGAGCAAUAUGAUUGAAUCACUUUGCAAUACUAUGCGUAUGUUUUGUGUCAGUGAUUCCACCAACGUCCUGUUUAAAUUCCUCAACCCCUUGAGCCUUAAUGGGAACAAACAUCUAAUUUCUCCUUACAGUCUCACUGCUUCAUUCAGUGUAAAGCUCAUGGGAAUGAAGAAAAUAAUUGCCAAAGUUAUUUCCUAUCUUUAAUAAUUGAAACAAAUUUCUUUGAUAAGAAUUUAACCCUUUAAGCCCCAAUAUCUACAUACAAAUUCUCCAGACUGAUCUCCAUACAUUUCCUUAAGAAAUUAGUUGAGAGAAUUUGAUAAAAGAUCAAAGAUUUUUCUCUUUGUGAUCAUUUUAUUAAUUCUCUUAGACUUUGCACUUGACAAUCUAUGGAUAUCGUUAGGAGAAAAUUGAUGCUGAUGAGAACAGUAUGCAGAAAAAAUACAUUUUGGUACAGUCAAACCUCCUUGAUGCUUUACUUGCCAAGAGUGAUCAACAUCAAUUAUCUUGUAGCCAAUCUUGUAGCAUAUCAAUACAUUAUCAGGAAGAAAGGUUUAAUAUAAGAAUGAAGAAAAUGAUUGUCAAAGGAAACAUUCUCUGAUCUUUUAUAAAAUUCUCCUCACUUAUUCCAUAAAAAAGGUGUUGAGAUCGGUCUGGAGAAUUUGUUUAUGGGUACUGGAGCACAAAGGGUAAAUUUGGACACCAAAGGGACAGAGAAAAGUGCCUGCAUUACAGAGGCAUCUGCAGUGUAAAGGGAAAAAUGAAUAUUGUUUGAAGUUCUCAUCUUAUGGACCAAGAGAACUGUCUGUGGUAGAGAGCUUUGUAAGGAGAGAUUUGACUUUUAGAGCUUAAAGGUUUUAACAAGCUAACUUCCAUUGAGUUAACUGCAAAUCCUCCAUUUUGUGCCCUGUCUCUGCUGUGUUGUGUUCAUCUUUUGCCUAGGGUCAAGUUGUUUCAAGACCAGUUUAAGGGUAAUUAAUCUAGGUAUUGGUGCCAUGACAACUGUGUUGGCUGAGUUUUAGCUUAAAUCCAGGGUUAAUUGCUGUAACAACACAUAUGUCCUGAGCCAAAGGACAGUAGAAUUAGCACAAAAGUGAGGGUUAGUUACCAUAUGACAACUUACUGGUAUAGCCUCUGCGAUUUGUUGGAUGGGCAUUCAAAUUAGUACAAACUCCAGUGCUAGUUACCAUGACAACUGACAUGCCCUGUGUACGUUUAACCCACUUUCACAAUGAAAAUAAACCCAGGGUGAGGUCAAGAAUACUUUAUACAAGUAGUGUAAUACAUUUACAAUCAAAGCUAUUGUUUUAGACUUUUAAAAGCUACACUUGCAUGUUACAAUUUUGAAAGUUUCAUGGAAUUGAACCCUGGCUUUGAACAACUUGGGCCCUGUUUGACGUAAGGUAAACCUGAGGAGCUGAGCUUCUUAUAACUUAAUUGUUCCAGUCAUCCCCCCUUUACCCCCUUCAUUUGAAGCUUUCGCCCGAUUCCCACCAUAAUUUAUGUAAAAUAGUUUCAUGCUUUGUAGUUUUAUACCUCUCAUGGUAUUUAGAUUUCCAGCGUAUGUCAAACAGAAUAGAAAACUCUCUCUCUGGAUGGGGUGCCACGAGGAUCUUAUGGCUAAUGAAAUAAUAGAUGAAUGACCCAGCAACACCCUUGUCCCCAGCCUGAGAUCAUGCCCUCUUCCUGUCUCCUCACUCCUUGUGGCUAGGGGCAUUUCACGAUGAGGGACUUUUGUGCCUUAGCAGUGGAAAUUCCAUACUGAUAACAUAAAUCAAUGUUGACAUAAUUAAUCCGGUAGUCAUGGGGCUCCAAAUGUAAAUUUGUUCAAUUUUAUGUUUCUCCUGGUCAAUUAUAGUAAAAUUUUGGGUUCUUCUGUUAAUGACUGAAGCUCUAAAGAAGAAUAUAAUUAUUCCACGAAUAUUGACUCUUUUGCAGUAGAUUCAUCACGUUUACCUUUGACCUUUGUGCCUUUUUGUCCGUUGUCUGUCGGUCAUCAACAAAAGCUAAAACAAUAUAACUACUAUGUUGACCGAUCAGAGCUCCUGACCAGAUGCUGAACAGAUUGUCCUCAUCAGUAUGGAAUUUCUGUCACCGAGGUGCAGACGUCCCUCCUGGCAAAACAUCCUUAGAAGUGAGGAGCGAGGAGAGACGGCUGUUUUCGUAGACUGCAGUUAGCCCUGUCCCUAAAUAUAGCAGGUAUUUUUUUUAAAGACUUGUGAAAGUAAAGGUUUCUUUGAGCUUUGUGGCACCAGCUCUGGUUACUAAAUUGAUUAAAAAUUCAACUUUCAAAAUUUCUGAAUUAGUUGAAAAAUUUAGGAACUGUUAGGUUUAUCAGGGUGCAUUUCUUUGGAAGAAUCCAAGUUGAGAUCUUUGAUCUCAGGUUGUUUGAAGGCGUUAUGUAAAAGAAAUGAUACUCCUGAAAAGAAGGCUUCUGUAGCGAUAUUUCUUGUUUGUAGACAUUGUUUUUGUCAU
Messenger RNA from Porites evermanni, 19104 nucleotides. NCBI's taxonomy places the organism in Eukaryota, Metazoa, Cnidaria, Anthozoa, Scleractinia, Poritidae. The record is from the annotation of a GenBank genome assembly.